AUGCCAGACCCAUUUGCCAGCCAAAGUCCGGACUCCCCCUUCACCGACUACGCGCGCUGGCGCUUGCGUCUAGGACCCGGAGGACGUCAUACAUGGCACUACCUCAGAACGGACGAAGAAAUCUCAGAAUGGCCGCAGACGGACAUUGACCGAUAUUGGCUAGGUUUGCCGCUUGUGUCCUCCGAGAAGAUCAUAUCAAUCAAACCAGCCAAGGAUGCGUUCGAAGCAGCUAGACGAGGAUUCGAGUUCGUGAAACACAUACAAGCACCGGAUGGACAUCUUCCUGGAGAGUACAGCGGUCCCAUGUUCUUGCUUCCCGGCAUGGUGAUUGGUUCGUACGCGUCGGGGCAGUGGUUUGAGGAGGAAGAACGUCUGGAGAUGGUUCGGUACCUGCUGAAUCGCGCGCACCCAGACGACGGGGGUUGGGGGAUACACGUCGAGGGACCGUCGACCGUGCUGGGGACUUCUCUCAAUUACUGUGCCCUUCGGUUGCUCGGUGUGGAUAAGGACCACCCAGCUGCUGUUAAGGCGCGGGGAACGCUGCACAAGCUUGGUGGUGCCGCCGCGUCGCCUUCCUGGGGCAAGUUCUGGAUGUCUGUCCUGAAUGUGUACGAGUGGGAAGGCAAUAACCCAGUUCCGCCAGAAUUAUGGUUAUUACCCAACUGGAUUCCGAUACACCCCUGGCGUUGGUGGAUACACACACGCAAUGUGUAUAUUCCCAUGAGUUAUCUGUAUCGCGUCCAGUUCAAGGUCGAAGAAACCCCCCUGAUUCUCUCAUUGCGUGAGGAGCUAUACACCACGCCGUACAGACACAUUGAUUGGCCGGCCCAGCGCAACAACGUCGCUAAGAUCGACCUGUACUCGCCUCACACGCUUGCAUUAGAUGUUCUCAACAUCUUGCUAAGUUUGACCGUGGAAUCGUGUCCAUUCCCCCCAUUGCAGAGGCGUGCGCUCGACAGAGUCUAUGAGCUCAUCUGCAUGGAGGAUGAAAACACAGAUUUCCAAGACCUCGCGCCGGUCUCGAAGAUGAUGCAGAUGGUGUGCCGCGCCCAUCGCGAGGGACCUAAUAGCGAAGCCGUCCGCAGGCACGCAGAAGCCCGUGCAGACUUCAUGUGGGUCCGCCCCGAUGGAAUGUGCGUGCGCGGCACGAACGGCAGUCAGCUCUGGGAUACGGGGUUCGUUGCGCAGGCGGUCGUGGAGACCGGGCUCGCUGAUUUGGAGGAGAACAAACAGGCGACGCUGAAUAUCUUGCAGUGGAUUGUCGAUUCGCAGAUGACGGAGAACCCGAAACACUACGAGGCUGCCUACAGACAAUCUACGAAAGGAGCAUGGGGAUUCAGUACCAAGGCACAGAACUACACCCUUUCGGAUUGCACGGGCGAAGGCCUGAAGGCGGUUCUGUAUCUGCAGAAUAAAUGGAGUGACUCCCCGAGACUUAUGUCUGAUCGCCGAAUGUUUGAUUCCGUCGAUCUCAUGAUUGGCAUGCAGAAUAGUGAUGGUGGAUUCGCUAGCUACGAGAAGAUUCGGGGACCCAGCCUUUUGGAAGCACUCAACCCCGCUGAAGUAUUUGGCAACAUCAUGAUUGAGUUCAACUAUCCUGAAUGUACCACAUCGGUGAUCACGGCUCUGAGCGUCUUCCGAAAAUAUUACCCCAAUUAUCGCAAGGAUGAUAUCAGCCGCGUAGUAGCGAAUGCCAUUAAAUUCUUGCAUAAGGUGCAGCGGCCAGAAGGGGGUUGGUUUGGUUCGUGGGGGAUUUGUUUCACGUAUGCCACGAUGUUCGCAUUGGAGAGUCUAUCCCUCGUCGGGGAGACAUACGCUACAAGCGAUUCCGCAAGGAAGGCUUGUGAGUUCCUUCUUGAUAAGCAGAUGGACGAUGGUGGCUGGGGUGAGACUUACAAAUCUUGUGAAACCGAGAUAUAUCACUGCCACGAGCGCUCGCAGGUCGUGCAGACGUCAUGGGCGGCAAUGGCACUCAUGUUCGCCCAGUAUCCACGGCGCGAGCCUAUUGCGCGGGCCGUCAAACUUGUCAUGUCGCGGCAAUUACCUGAUGGGUCUUGGGAACAAGAGGCUAUUGAAGGGAUUUUCAAUAAGACGUGCACGAUUACGUAUCCGAACUUCAAACUCGUGUUCACGGUGUGGAUGCUGGGCCUUGCGCACAAGUAUUUGCAGCGGACGGAUUUAGAAUAA
Messenger RNA from Pleurotus ostreatus (oyster mushroom), 2187 nucleotides. RefSeq names its product Lanosterol synthase (Oxidosqualene--lanosterol cyclase). Gene Ontology annotation, molecular function: lanosterol synthase activity. The record is from RefSeq and is a predicted model, not a curated record. Gene Ontology annotation, biological process: ergosterol biosynthetic process; triterpenoid biosynthetic process. The transcript is spliced from 12 exons. Gene Ontology annotation, cellular component: lipid droplet. Bases 1 to 2187 code for a protein of 728 amino acids. Lineage: Eukaryota; Fungi; Basidiomycota; Agaricomycetes; Agaricales; Pleurotaceae.